Diabrotica balteata is the source of this 721-nucleotide messenger RNA. The record is from the annotation of a GenBank genome assembly. NCBI's taxonomy places the organism in Eukaryota, Metazoa, Arthropoda, Insecta, Coleoptera, Chrysomelidae.
UUCUAGAUAUAUGGCUAUUAUAGUUCCUUUAAGAAGACGUAUGAGUAAAAAAUGUACACUAAUUAUAAUUUUGUGUACCUGGAUUUUGGCAGUUGUAUUUGCAAUGCCGCAGUUGCUGUUUUUCCAAACUGAUAUAAUUCCAUGUACUGACAGAAUUUCGUGUUAUUCGUUAUGGCCAGACGGAAGUACAAAUAGUUCAAAUUUGGAAUACAUCUACAACAUAUCAUUCAUAGUUUUCACGUACUUUAUGCCCGUGGGUGCAAUGAUUAUUACAUAUUCUCAAGUAGCAGCAGAGUUAUGGUGGUCAAAAAGUAUCGGUGAAGUUACCGAUAGACAAAUGGAAAUUAUCACAAACAAAAGAAAGGUCGUCAAAAUGAUGAUAGUUGUGGUGACAAUUUUUGCAGUUUGCUGGUCUCCAUAUCAAAUAUAUUUUCUGCUUACUUUUUACUAUCCGACUUUAACGCUUGCUCCUUAUGUUCAAGAGCUAUAUUUGUUUAUAUACUGGUUAGCAAUGAGCAAUUCCAUGUAUAAUCCAAUCAUAUAUUGUUGGAUGAACGCACGAUUUCGUAGAGGAUUCAAACAAGUGUUUUCCUUUCUGCCUUUUGUUACUGUAGAUCCAAGUAAAUCCCCUAGUAGAAGUGAAAGGAUUUAUACACAAGAAUCAUAUUAUGGAAGAAAAUUGCAAAGAAAUAAUACUUUAACGACUCAAAUGACGUUUUAG